Molecule: messenger RNA, 555 nt
Organism: Ostrea edulis (European flat oyster)
Lineage: Eukaryota; Metazoa; Mollusca; Bivalvia; Ostreida; Ostreidae
Product: temptin-like
Exons: 3
Coding region: 110-520 (136 amino acids)
Source: RefSeq, a predicted model, not a curated record
GCGGUGAACGUCUGCAGUAAGAUAACGCGUGUUUUGAUACAUAUAUAAUAGAUAAGACAUAAGGACAUUUUCUUUUCAUCACAGUCCUUUCUAAUUUAAGGUUUCAAAAAUGCUCAGACUAUUUCUAUAUUUUGUUGGAGUAGUUUAUGUGUCUGCCCUUCCGUAUUACAGAGACCGAAUUCCAAAUGGAUACGCCGUAUUUAAUCCUUGUGGUGCUGCAUUCUGGGAAGCCGUAGGACAUUAUAAUCCAUACCACCACACAAUUGAAAAAAAUCCAUUUGCAAAGGCUUUCGCUGCUGCUGGACACAAAUGGACGGUAGAUCUAUGUCACGCAGACUCGGACGGGGACGGAAAAUCGAAUGGUAAAGAGUUGGGUGACCCUCACUGCACCUGGAGUCCAGGGUCCACACCUCACGGAAAUUCAAUUGGUCAACCAGGUAUAUGUGAACCUGUUGGAUCCGGGCCAUGUGCUUCAAAAGCGUUUUCCUGUGGAUGUAGUGGCCAUUCUUGUGUUGGAUAAUACAUAUACUUUAAUAAAGAUAUUUGUUCUCCAAA